Messenger RNA from Gadus macrocephalus (Pacific cod), 5141 nucleotides. It is a transcript of the gene fam91a1, whose product is annotated as family with sequence similarity 91 member A1. The record is from RefSeq and is a predicted model, not a curated record. Gene Ontology annotation, cellular component: trans-Golgi network; cytoplasmic vesicle. Lineage: Eukaryota; Metazoa; Chordata; Actinopteri; Gadiformes; Gadidae. The transcript has 24 exons. Gene Ontology annotation, biological process: intracellular protein transport. The coding region runs from base 216 to 2720 and encodes 834 amino acids.
AGCAUGAUGCUCGUGACGCUCGACAAUACAACACGGAAGUUGGCAUUAUUGAAGAAGAGCAUAACCCUCAGACGCGGUGUUUUUAUUUGUAUAAACCCAAUUUGUCUUCCACUGUCAAUUAUCGGGGGGUACAGGGGGUACGGUCUCUGUGGACCCACCCAGCAGCCCGUGUGUCCGGACAUCUGAAGACAACAGCGUUUAGCCCACUAGGAGCUAUGAACACGGACGUUGAGUUCCACAUCAGGCAGAACGACCCGUGGAGCAAGAUACCAGCAAACGUCAAGCAGAGUUUGGGAAACUCUCAGCGGGAGUAUGAGAAACAUGUCCUGCUGUACAGUAUCCGCAACCAGCUGCGAUUCCGCAAUAACCUAGUGCGUCACGUGAGGAAGGAUGAGCGUAAAUACUAUGAGGAGCUGCUGAAGUACAGCCGGGACCACCUGAUGCUGUACCCCUACCACCUGUCUGACAUCAUGGUGAAGGGCCUGCGCGUCACCCCCUUCUCCUACUACAUAGGGAUCAUGGAGGACAUCAUGAACAGCGAGAAGAGCUACGACUCACUGCCCAACUUCACUGCUGCUGACUGUCUGAGGCUGCUGGGCAUCGGGAGAAACCAGUACAUCGACCUGAUGAACCAGUGCAGAUCUUCUAAGAAAUUCUUCCGCAGGAAAUCAGCCCGGGACCUGCUGCCCGCCAAGCCGGUGGAGAUCUCGGUGGAGCCGUGGUGGGUGGCCCAGACCGGCUUCAUCACCGAGGACGACAUCAGGAUCUGCUCCCCGGCCGAAAAGAAGGCCAUUGAUAAGAUGAUAGAUACAGGUCCCCAGCUGCUCGGAUCAAUGGAGUAUAAUGUGGUCCUUAGUCUAUACAACCGUGGCUUCAUCUAUCUAGAUGUCCCUAUAUCUGAGGACAGCUGCAUCUCAGUGCCCCCGCUCGAGGGCUUCGUGAUGAACCGAGUCCAGGGCGAUUACUUCGAAACGCUCCUUUAUAAAAUCUUUGUUUCAAUUGACGAGCAGACCAACGUGUCAGAGCUGGCCAACGUACUGGAGAUUGACCAGGGCUUGGUUAAGAAUGCGGUUUCCAUGUAUUGUCGUCUGGGUUUUGCCAUAAAGAAGGGCCAGGCAUUCAGCUCCGACCAGCUCCACCUGACCUGGAAGAGCGCCCCCUCUGUCAACAGACUGAAGAGCACAGUGGACCCCCAGAAGAUGCUCCUGUCCUGGGAGCAGGGUAGCCCCGUCAUGGAGGGUGGGUCCUCAGCCACUGACACGGACACCACCAGUCUGGAGGACCAAGCAGCUGACACAGCCAGCGUCAGCAGCCUCAGCAUCCCGGCCGGCCCCACCAAGAGGAUCGCCUUCCUGUUCGACUCCACGCUCACCGCCUUCCUCAUGAUGGGGAACCUGUCCCCGAACCUGAAGAGCCACGCCGUAACCAUGUUCGAGGUGGGCAAGCUGUCCGACGAAACUCUGGACAGCUUUCUGGCCGAGCUGGAGAAGGUGGAGAGCACGGCGGAGGGUGAGGCCCAGCGCUACUUUGACCACGCCCUUACCCUGAAGAACACCAUCCUGUUCCUGCGCUACAACAAGGAGCUCACCCAGGACCAGGGCCCCGACAUCCCCAACAUAGGCUUCCCCCUGGACAUGCUGCGCUGUGAGAGCCUGCUGGGGCUGGACCAGGCCACCUGCAGCCGCGUCCUCAACAAGAACUAUAAGCUGCUCGUCUCCAUGGCUCCCCUCAGCAACGAGAUCAGACCCAUCAGCAGCUGCACGCCCCAGCACAUCGGCCCAGCCAUCCCAGAGGUGAGCUCUAUCUGGUUCAAGCUGUACCUGUACCAUGUGACCGGCCAGGGGCCCCCCUCUCUGCUGCUCUCCAAAGGCUCCCGGCUGCGCAAACUGCCCGACAUAUUCCAGGUUUAUGACAGAUUGUUGAUCACUUCCUGGGGUCACGACCCGGGAGUUGUGCCGACAUCCAACGUGCUGGCCAUGCUCAACGACGCCCUCACACACUCUGCAGUGCUGAUCCAGGGUCACGGGAUGCACGGCCACGGAGAGACGGUUCACAUCCCAUUCCCGUUCGACGAGGAGGACCUGAAAGGAGAGUUCUCCUCGUCCAACAUGUGCGUGCACAAGGCCCUGCGCACACUGCAGGAGAGGGUGGACCUGAAGCACCAGUGCGGCUACAUCACAAUGCUGAACCCCAGCAACAGGCACCGCCACAGGGAGAGCGACGCCAACGACUGCAGGGGUGACACUCACCUGGGCGGAGGCUUUGAUACCAACGGCAGCACCGAGUCCUUUGAGCUGGUGGCCGAGGAAAGUGCGGGGGAGGCCAGGGCCAAGACGGAAGCUCUUCCCACAGAGGAUGAGUGGGUUCCCCUGGAGCUGAGCUUCGGCAUGCCUCUCUUUAGCUCGGAGCUCAACCGCAGAGUGUGUCAGAAGAUCGCCUCGCACAAACUCUGUGGCAAGGACAGUCUUCAAGAGCUGCUUCACGAGAGCCGGAAGCUCUCACUGAAAGUUCUGAGCUUUGUUCAGUCAUUCCAGGACUCGAGCCAGUCAGCGGACCCCGAGAGCGGCGUGUCGGGCCCCCUCAGCCAGCCCCCGGCCGAGUCCGGGGUCCCUCUGCCGGCCCUGAACCUCCUCUUCAAGGACGGAGCGCUCAGGGAGUGGAACGGCCGCGCCCCUCCCGCCCUCAACUUCGCCGCCCUGCAGCGGGACCAGCCCACAUAAUUCCGCCCCCCCCCCACCACCCCUCCACCCUCUAACCAGGCCUGGAGAUUCAGUUACAGGAACAGUGUUGCCAGAUUGGGUCAUAUUUCCUGCCCAAUCUUGCAACCCUGACUGGGUUCUAAACCCUAACCCCAAUCCUAACCCUUCAGUAACAGAAAAUAAUCAAAUUAACCACAUAAGCAUUUCUGGGGCUCCCCGGUCCGGGGCACUUCGCUGCCUCGCACACUCUUGAUGGCCGUUUGUUUUGAUCUGGUCACAAGGCAGUAUGGUGUCCCUCCCAGGCUUCCUCCUGCUCCUCCUCCUCCUCUCAGUGAUCUGCCGCUGGAGAACAGAAUGAACCCCAGCCCCCCCCCCUGCACCACGUGUCUCACAUCUCUGGGGCCAUUUAUCAAAAUGCUGGGGAGAUAUUAGCAGCUAACCUCCCCUUUUUGCGGCCGCACCCAUAUUGUAAAUUGAGUGUGUUUGUAAUAAAAGGCAGUUUCGUGUACGGUGGUGUGGUGCUCUUGUUGAAGUAUAGACCCCUCACCCCACCUCCACCCAAUGUGCAACCAUUGUGGUGUUCAGAUAUGACUCUGACAGUUUCAACACCCACUUGAGAUUGAAGCACUAGAGAACGCAAGGACUUUGGGUUCAGGUCUUUAUCCUAGCAUUCAAUGGAUGUUUUUAUUAUUAUUAUUAAUAUAAUCUUCAUCCUCGACAGGAGGGUGAGUGAAAUAUUAUUAGCUUAGAUGUAAUCAACCCAUUCUAUGUGUUGAGUGGAUCAGCUCAACUGGUUGUAAAAGUGUGAGAAUGGACCAAGACCUUGGCCUGGCCCGGUCACUUCUGGUUCCCCCUGCCCAUCUUGUAUUGUCUCAUCUGAUCUGAUGCAUGAUACUGUUGCACAAACCACGUCAUGAGAAGGCCCUUGUCCAGUCCCUUCUGUUUGUGGGACCCCCUUUCUUUAUGUGUCCAAACCCCUUUGGAAGAAGUAAUGGCAUAUGUUCUACUUUUGUUUUUGUUAAUGAUUGUUUUUUUUAUUGCCGUUUUUGAAGUGGGUGGGGGAUUGCUUCUGGGUUCUAUCCCUCGAAUGGGCUGUGGUUGGUUGCCAAGCCAUAGCACAGGUGGUGAAGCAUUAGCCAAUCCUCAUGGAGCUCUGAUCUCCUCUCCAUACAGGGAUUCCAGCUCCUCCCAGCGCCUCUCGUGACAACAAAGACUCUAUGUUUUAAGCACGUUUCUAUUUUUUUAUUAUUGUUUCAUGAUGGUUAUUAUUUUGUCGCCUUAACACUUAUUUUUCACAUCACCAUUCCAACGUCCAAUAACAAUUAAAAACUUAUUUUUUCUCCAUUCGGUUCAAUUAUUGGGGCAAUUCCGUUCAUUAGACAUGAAAUGAGGAACCCCUCCCACAACCACUUCAACAUAUUCUCUCCUCUAGAUUAACCAAAUUCACCCAACGUAACCAAUCAGGAGCCCAGCUGGCUUCGCCCAGGUGUGUGAAUCGGCUAGGCUCUUUCCUUGGCCUGGCUCCACAUUGUUUGUUCUGGGCGGCACACUGUCCCGUCUGGAUUGUUUACAACAUCGUGUCUUUUUUGGGGUUCUGUGUCCAUUGAUGAGUUUGGGGUAACUUUGUCCUGACCCCUAGGGAGUAGGCCAUGGAGCCUGGUACACAUACUGUCUGAGACACAUUGUUGCUCAGAAAGUGUUCUUUCUUAGCGAUGCUUUACGGACGUAAAGUUCCUUUCAAAUCGCAUUUGCAGCUGGAAGCCAUUCUUUGUUAGUUUGCCUUUGUUUUCCCUUUCAGUUUUUGUACUUUCCAUGGCAUCCGCUUCCGUAAAUAUUUUCGACCCAUUUGUUGUUAAUAAUGCUGGUGACAAUGUAGAAAAAAGGACUUCAUAGGAGGUCCAGUUCAAGCAUGAUAAUUGUUUUGAGACUUAAGUGUGUAUGUGGUGUGUGUGAGUGUGUGCGUGUGUGUAUUGUAGCUUACAUCAUUGGAGAAAUUAUUUUUUCUGUUUUUUUGUAUGUGCCUACCAUCACAAAAAUUGACCCCUGACCUUUAUCUCCCCGAUAACCCCUGCGUCACACAGUCACCCCCUAUCCCUAGCCCCCUUCUCUAUCCUAGAAUCAUCCACCAGUGUUUUAAGAAAAGAAGUACAAAAAUAUACCGUUAGUUUUAUAUAUCAAUCCACAUUUAGAAAGUCUUUGUCUUGCUCGUUUGAUGGGACUGUGAAUAUUAUUGACUGAAUAAUAAUACUAAUUCUAAUGAUAAUGCAAAUGAAAUGGGUUCCCAAAAAAAAGACAAAGGAAAUGUCACCUUUCUCGCUACAACACCCAUUAUUCCGACACUGUCUAGUUCCUCUCGAGAAAAGUGUUAUUACAAAAAACAGAAUAUGUAAAAAGUAUAUGAAAAUAUGAAUAAAUAGAGAGGAAUCUCUCCUUCAACCAAAA